Molecule: messenger RNA, 509 nt
Organism: Pelobates cultripes (western spadefoot toad)
Lineage: Eukaryota; Metazoa; Chordata; Amphibia; Anura; Pelobatidae
Source: the annotation of a GenBank genome assembly
AUGUGUCUUUGUUCACUCUGCCUGUGGAAAAGGGCAAAAGCCCAACUAGACUCUGAGUCGGAUCUCAGCGAGAUUGAAGAAGAGACCUGCAUGGAUACGGAAGAUCCAUUAGAUCCCGAAUCAGAUGACAUGGUCGAAGACAAUGAUCCCAGAGAGCGCGAUACACCUCAAUAUGACUCGUAUGACAUGGAGCUUAAGGCCCCAUACGAUGUAAAUAAACACUUAGACCCCUAUGGGGAACCUCUGUUCGACCCCGAUGACCUGCGUCAUCCAAGGUCAGCGGAAUGGUCCCCUUCAACCCAUGUGGCCAAGUACAUAGCAUCAAGAAUUUGCAAGCCUUUAAACAAGGCGACACUUAAUAAGCUCCGGGCAGAAUGCCCACGACCCACUAUCCCAGACAAUGCCUGCAGAACAUCUGCAGUGGACCCAAAAAUCAUCCCAUUCCUGAGCAAGACAGGUUGGAAGCCUAAUAAAGGCCUAGAUUUCUCCCUGCGCAACUGCCAGGAUAA